GACCUGGAGGCGCUGUUCCGGGACACGCCGCUGGAGGCCUGGUACGCGACCCGCCGCCGCCGCUGGGAGCCCUACCUGCUGCCCGUGCUCUCCGACGCCUCCAGGAUCGCGCUCCUGUGGAAGUUCGGGGGCAUCUACCUGGACACGGAUUUCAUUGUCCUCAGGAACCUGCAGAAUCUGACCAACACGCUGGGCACUCAGUCCCGCUACGUGCUCAACGGGGCCUUCCUGGCCUUCGAGCGCCACCACGAGUUCCUGGCGCUGUGCAUGCGUGACUUCGUGGCCCACUACAAUGGCUGGGUCUGGGGCCACCAGGGCCCGCAGCUGCUCACGCGGGUCUUCAAGAGCUGGUGCUCCGUCCGCAGCCUGGGCGACAGCCAAGGCUGCCGCGGGGUCACCACCCUACCCUGUGAGGCCUUCUACCCCAUCCCCUGGCAGAACUGGAGGCAGUACUUCAAGGACAUCAGCCCCCAGGAGAUGCACCGGCUGCUAAAUGCCACCUACGCUGUGCACGUGUGGAACAAGUUGAGUCAGGGCACACACUUUGAGGCCACGUCCAGGGCACUGCUGGCCCAGCUCCACGCGCGCUACUGCCCAACGACGCAUGAGGCCAUGAAGAUGUACUUGUGAGGGCCCUACUGGUGCACCCCACCCCCACCCCAACCGGGCAUCCUGAUAGAGAAGGGCUCCCGGCCAUCAUCCCCCACGGAGGCCAGUCGGGAAGGCCUGGGAGAGGAAGACCUGUGUAGCUGCUGCCCAGGGUUUGGGGCAGGCUCAGAGGAGGGUGGGGAGCUGUUGGCCUGUGAAGUGUCCUUAGAGG
Suricata suricatta (meerkat) is the source of this 820-nucleotide messenger RNA. RefSeq names its product lactosylceramide 4-alpha-galactosyltransferase-like. Gene Ontology annotation, biological process: protein O-linked glycosylation. NCBI's taxonomy places the organism in Eukaryota, Metazoa, Chordata, Mammalia, Carnivora, Herpestidae. The transcript has a single exon. The record is from RefSeq and is a predicted model, not a curated record. The annotation marks the transcript as partial. Gene Ontology annotation, molecular function: acetylglucosaminyltransferase activity.